Salvia miltiorrhiza (redroot sage) is the source of this 1130-nucleotide messenger RNA. RefSeq names its product probable serine/threonine-protein kinase PBL23. Bases 1 to 990 code for a protein of 329 amino acids. The transcript has 5 exons. Gene Ontology annotation, biological process: protein phosphorylation. Lineage: Eukaryota; Viridiplantae; Streptophyta; Magnoliopsida; Lamiales; Lamiaceae. The record is from RefSeq and is a predicted model, not a curated record. Gene Ontology annotation, molecular function: ATP binding; protein kinase activity. Gene Ontology annotation, cellular component: plasma membrane.
AUGAAUGAUUGUAAUGGAGGUGCAGGGGAAGAGUGGGAAAGCAGCAAGUUGGUGUGCACAUUAUGCAGAGACACAAGGGAAUGGCAUAGAGCUAAGAAGAGAUUCAGUUAUGCUGAGCUGCAGAUUGCAACAAACGGCUUCUGCCCUCAGAACUCGAUGUCUGAUCAUGGAAGCAAAGCCUACGUGGGUUUGUUGAACGAUCAGAGGAAGAUUCUCAUCAGGGAGACCCCUUCAGUAGCAAUGAGAGAGGAUGAUUUUGAGAGAGAGGUUGGGAUGCUUGAGGGAGUUAGGCAUCCCAAUGUAGCGUUGCUCCUUGGAUUCUGCUCAGAAGGAUCAAACAGAUUCCUUGUCUAUGAAUAUGUCUGCAACGCCUCUCUCAACACACAUUUAUCAGAUAGAAACGAGAAGUUGAGCUGGGAAAUACGAAUAAACAUAGCAUACGGUGCAGCUAAAGGGUUGGAAUACUUGCACGAACAAGGAAUUUAUGGCAGCAUGAGGCCAAGCAACAUCCUCGUAACACAUGAUUUUCAACCAAUGGUGUCAUACUAUGGAGUGAGGAAUGAAUACGAGGCGUUGGGAGAGUGGUCGGGGCAGCUACCAAAGAGAUCAGCCAUGAAGACCUUUGAGCACUUAGCACCAGAGUAUGGUGAGACCGGCAAAGAAGCGAGUAAAGCUGAUGUGUUCUCGUUUGGCGUGGUGCUGCUGGAGCUCAUCACAGGGAGAAAGACUGUCCAAGACACACAUGGCCUAAGCUUCUUGAGAUGGGCCAGGCCGCUGUUGAGGCACAAGAAAUACACAGAAUUGACAGAUCCUAUGCUCAAAGAUACCCCUGAUGUUUACCAGCUCUACUGGCUCAUUCGCGUCGCCGAUAAAUGCCUUAGCUUGGAUCCCAAGAGUAGAUACUCAAUGAACAAGGUUGUCAAAGCAUUAUCGGACGUUGUUAAUUGUUGUGGCGUUGAGGAAUUCUCUCCUACUGAAUCUGAAUUGUGACUCUUAUUGGAAAGAAAAUUUGGAUGCUAAGUCUUGUUUUUCUUGAUGAUGCAAACAUUUAAUCUCUUAUUCUGAGUUCUGCUCAGAUACAUAUCUAGCCUAAGAUCGUUUGUUGAUCAAGAUGGAAAAAAUCUUUAUUU